GACGGAGCGCGGGUCCCGCAUGAGCCCCGGCGGUGGCGGCAGCGACCGGGAACGAGGCGGUGGCGGGCGGAGGCGGCGGGCGCGGGCGACGACGACGACCAGUGAGGCGGCCGCGGCGCGGCUGCGGGGGCGACGACAGAGUUAUUAAACCUACGCUCAGAUCAAGUUAGCAGCUAGACUGGUGUGACAACCUGUUUUUAAUCAGUGACUCAAAGCUGUGAUCACCCUGAUGUCACCGAAUGGCCACAGCUUGUAAAAGAUCACCAGGAGAACCUCAGUCUGACGACAUCGAAGCUAGCCGAAUGAAGCGAGCAGCUGCAAAGCAUCUAAUAGAACGCUACUACCACCAGUUAACUGAGGGGUGUGGAAAUGAGGCCUGCACAAAUGAGUUUUGUGCUUCCUGUCCAAGUUUUCUUCGUAUGGAUAACAAUGCAGCAGCUAUUAAAGCCCUUGAGCUUUAUAAGAUUAAUGCAAAACUCUGUGACCCUCAUCCCUCCAAGAAAGGAGCAAGCUCAGCUUACCUUGAAAACUCAAAAGGUGCCUCUAACAACUGUUCUGAGAUAAAAAUGAACAAGAAGGACGGUCAAGGAGCUAGAGAUGAUUUUAAAGAUGUGACUUACCUAACGGAAGAGAAAGUAUAUGAAAUUCUUGAAUUAUGUAGAGAGAGAGAGGAUUAUUCCCCUUUAAUCCGUGUUAUUGGAAGAGUUUUUUCAAGUGCUGAAGCAUUGGUACAGAGCUUUCGGAAAGUCAAACAACACACCAAGGAAGAAUUGAAAUCUCUUCAAGGCAAGGAUGAAGACAAAGAUGAAGAUGAAAAGGAAAAGGCUGCAUGUUCUGCUGCUGCUAUGGAAGAAGAUUCAGAAGCAUCUUCCUCAAGAAUAAGUGAGAACCCACAAGGAGAAAACAAUUUACACAAACUAGGCCCUGAUGAUGUGUCUGUGGAUAUCGAGGCCAUUCGAAGGGUCUAUAUUAGAUUGCUGUCAAAUGAAAAAAUAGAAACUGCCUUUCUCAAUGCACUUGUAUAUCUGUCACCUAAUGUGGAAUGUGACUUGACGUAUCACAAUGUGUACUCCAGAGAUCCUAAUUAUCUGAAUUUGUUCAUUAUUGUAAUGGAGAAUAGAAAUCUCCAUAGUCCUGAAUAUCUGGAAAUGGCUUUGCCAUUGUUUUGCAAAGCAAUGAGUAAGCUACCCCUGGCUGCCCAAGGAAAAUUGGUUAGAUUGUGGUCUAAGUACAACGCAGACCAGAUUCGGAGAAUGAUGGAGACAUUUCAGCAACUUAUUACUUACAAAGUUAUAAGCAAUGAGUUUAACAGUCGGAAUCUCGUGAACGAUGAUGAUGCUAUUGUUGCUGCUUCAAAGUGCUUGAAAAUGGUUUACUAUGCAAAUGUAGUAGGAGGGGAAGUGGACACAGGCCACAAUGAGGAAGAUGAUGAGGAGCCCAUCCCAGAGUCCAGUGAGCUGACACUUCAGGAGCUAUUGGGAGAGGAAAGGAGAAAUAAGAAAGGGCCACGAGUAGACCCACUGGAAACUGAACUGGGUGUCAAAACUCUGGAUUGUCGGAAACCACUUAUCCCCUUUGAAGAGUUUAUUAAUGAACCACUGAAUGAUGUUCUAGAAAUGGACAAAGAUUAUACUUUUUUCAAAGUAGAAACAGAGAACAAAUUCUCUUUCAUGACAUGUCCCUUUAUACUGAAUGCUGUCACAAAGAAUUUGGGAUUAUAUUAUGACAAUAGAAUUCGCAUGUACAGUGAACGAAGAAUCACUGUUCUCUACAGUUUGGUUCAAGGACAGCAAUUGAAUCCAUAUUUGAGACUCAAAGUCAGACGUGACCAUAUUAUAGAUGAUGCUCUUGUUCGGCUAGAGAUGAUUGCCAUGGAGAACCCCGCAGACCUGAAGAAGCAGUUGUAUGUGGAAUUUGAGGGAGAACAAGGAGUUGAUGAGGGAGGAGUUUCCAAAGAAUUUUUUCAGCUAGUUGUGGAAGAAAUCUUCAAUCCUGAUAUUGGUAUGUUCACAUAUGAUGAAGCCACAAAACUGUUUUGGUUUAAUCCAUCUUCUUUUGAAACUGAGGGGCAGUUCACUCUGAUCGGCAUAGUGUUGGGCCUGGCUAUUUACAAUAAUUGUAUUUUGGAUGUACAUUUUCCCAUGGUUGUCUACAGGAAGUUAAUGGGGAAAAAAGGAACUUUCCGUGACUUGGGAGACUCGCACCCUGUUCUGUAUCAGAGUCUAAAGGAUCUACUGGAGUAUGAAGGGAGCGUGGAGGAGGAUAUGAUGAUCACUUUCCAGAUCUCACAGACAGAUCUAUUUGGUAAUCCAAUGAUGUAUGAUCUUAAGGAGAAUGGCGACAAGAUUCCGAUCACAAAUGAAAACAGGAAGGAAUUUGUCAAUCUCUAUUCUGACUAUAUUCUCAACAAGUCAGUGGAAAAACAGUUCAAGGCUUUUCGGAGAGGUUUCCAUAUGGUGACCAAUGAAUCGCCUUUAAAGUACUUGUUUAGACCAGAAGAAAUAGAAUUGCUCAUCUGCGGAAGCCGGAAUUUAGAUUUCCAAGCACUAGAAGAAACUACAGAAUAUGAUGGCGGCUAUACCAGGGACUCUGUUCUGAUUAGGGAGUUCUGGGAAAUCGUUCAUUCAUUUACAGAUGAGCAGAAAAGACUCUUCUUGCAGUUUACAACAGGCACAGACAGAGCUCCUGUGGGCGGACUGGGGAAAUUAAAGAUGAUCAUAGCCAAAAAUGGCCCAGACACAGAAAGGUUACCUACAUCUCAUACUUGCUUUAAUGUCCUUUUACUUCCGGAAUAUUCAAGCAAAGAAAAACUUAAAGAGAGAUUGUUGAAGGCCAUCACUUAUGCCAAAGGAUUUGGCAUGCUGUAAAAUAGAAAAAAAGAAAACCAACAAAAAAGAAGAGAAAUUAAAAUUUUUAAUAAAUGUAACACGAGGGAUAAAUUGAUGGUGAUAGUCUCCCGUUCCAGAAGGCUGUAAGAUAGUGGGCUGGAGCGGACAUUGUGUCCGGGCCGCCCUUCCUGAUUGGGGAUCUGUGGGCUGGAACAGCAUAUUUCAGCUACUUGUAUGAACAAAUUUUUUUUUUUUUUUUUUGCGUGAAAGUGUUGUUCUUUCACUCGUUGUAUGUACAGAGAGUUUUUGCUGAAUAUUUAUUUUAAGGGUUAAAUCACUUUUGCUUGUGUUUAUUACUGCUUGAGGUUGAGCCUUUUUGAUUAUUUAAAAAAUAUUUACCAACAAAACUACUCUCCCAAGAAAAAACAUUGCCACCAAUUGUAGACCACAUAACCUUCAAGUAUGUGCUAGGUUUUUUGUUUUGUUUAUUUUAUUGGUUUUGGUGUUUUUAGGGUUGGGGGGGUAUUUGUUGGGGUGGGUUCCCCCCCCCUCGUAUCAUUUAAUCUAAUUCUAAUCAGGAACUUUUUUUUUUUUUUAAACAAUUUGCUUUUGAAACUUGAAGUCUUGAGAAACAGUGUGAUGCUUUUGCUGCUGUUCUAGUCCCCAAAGAGUUUUCUGUGCAAAAUCUUGAGAAUCAAUAAAGAUGGAAGGGAGAACUUAGAAUGUUUCACUGCAGCCCUCAGAACCUGACUUUAGUAACAGCACAACAAAUUAAAAAAAAAAAAAAACAGCUCAUGCCACGGUAUGUCGUCCUCAUGUGUCCUGCAAUGAACUGUCUGAGUAGCCAACCCUCUUUCUUAGCAUUUGAAAGGACAGGGAAUAUAUUUUUGUUCGUUUGUUUUUGUUGUUACUGUUGCUGUUGUUGUUGUUAUUGUUGUUGUUGUUUUAAGUUUACUGGGGAAAAGUGCAUUUGGCCAAAUGAAAUGGUAGUCAAGCCUGUCGCAAGAAAGUCAGGAAGUUUGUUGUUUCUUACGAACAUGAAGCAUGUGAAAGUGCACUUAAAAUAAAUUUGAACCCAUGACUUAUUACCUGCAUUUUAAAUAGACAAUCCAAAGUUUUCCCUUUUUGUCGCCAUCACCUGUCUGAUUCGCCAUUUUAUCAAGGCACAUGAUCAGUGUUUGAACAUAAUGGAAAGGAUGUGAGUACUGUGCCUUGUCGUGCUGAAUCGUACAGUAGUGACAAGAGACCUGGAAAUGAACGGAACUGUUCCUCUGAAAACCUAUUCACAUCGUAUAUUCCCAAAGAUUACAUUUUACUUUAAAAAAAAAAAGUGUUAAAUAUUCCUUUGGUGUACUGUGGCAAAGUACCAAUAGGUCUAAAUGACUCCCUGGACAUUCAGAAGUGAGUAGUUCCCCCAUGGUAGCCUUCUGUGUCUGUGAUGUUCCUUUCUUUUAUUGCAAUAUGAAAUAAAAGGAUUAUGUAUUUUUAACUAAGGAGAGACAUAUUGAUAUAUCCUUUCACUACAAGCGAUAGCUGAUAUGCUGAGCUUGUGCCUUGAUGAUUGUUUUAACUGACAGAUCAGCCUGACGGUCUGUUUGAAAUUGGCAAGAAAAACGCAGCUUUUAAAUCAUUGGAGGGAAAAAGGAUGUCUUUCAGGAUCAUUUUAAUUCUUUUAGUAAUUGAUAUAGAAGUGUUCUGUACCAUAAUGCUAAUAAAACAGUGGCAUUUUCACCAUCAUUUAGAGGGAAAAGAUGACAAUGCUUUCCAUAUUGUGAUGAGGUAACAUGGUGUUUUUUUCUGGGCAAGCCUUUAGAAUUCUGUAAGGUCUGUGUACAUCACCUGAUUCAAGGGGGCCUCAUGCUACUCUCAUCACUGUGAAGGCCUCAUUUGUGUGCUUAUGUAUAAUGAAAGUGAGAAGAGGAGAAAUCGAAUAUUCUGGGGGCAUUUUAUAUAAUAAAUUCGUGAAGAAAUUUAUGCUCUUCAGUUCUCAAGUUUUAUUAUCACUGCAGUAUUGAAUUUCUACAAUUCUCAUAAUAUCUGUAUGAAAGUUUUUGAAUGGUAAUGGAAUAUAGUUUAUGAAAUGUAGAAUUCACAUCAAAUAGAUUUUCAACAGUUGAAAAUAAACCUACCCCUAAAAAAUAAUUUAGAAGAAAAAGCCCUUGACUGUGCCGGACUAGUUGCUCUCAUUUGUUUGAUGAUUAAUUGUACUGGAUUUUUACCACUCCUUUUAUCACCUUUUCACUACUACUUUAAAGAAUGUCACUGAAUAAUAUGUUAAGAAAGAUGAAAACAGUAGAAUUUUUAUACUGUAAUGACUAUUCCUUCCGUUUUAAAUGUCCUUUAUAAAUUACUUUCUUUUUGCCGAGCUACAUUUGUUUUCUGUGAAUCUGCUCACAAUUCCCAGAAACUUAGGAAUGGGGGUAUAAAAAGAACCAUAAGCUGACAUAAUUGGCAUUCUAAAUAAAAUAUACCUUUUUUUAAUCAGUUGUUAUAAAAUGUUCAAAACAUAGAGGCAGCUUGUAGCCAAACUUUAUUGGCACCAGGCAAUAGUUGAAUUUCUUAACAUUAUAUACUGCUGCUAUACCGGGCCUCAGUUAAUUUGUGAUCAAAUCCAGUUACAGGGGCCAAAGUAAUAGCACAGCGGGAAGGGCGCUUGCCUUGCAUACAGCAGACCUGAUUCAUCCCCCCUGAGACCCCAGGAAUGAUCCCUGAGUACUGCUGGGCAUGGCCCCCCACCAAAGUUCAGUCACAAACUGCCCAGCUGUAUUUUGGGCUAUGUACGUACCUAUGUUGAGAGGUAAAUGUCAACCAGAAACUUGAGGAAAUGAGGCCUCAGGUGGAACUUGCUGGUGUUUUUUUCCUGAUUACCUCCGUGGCGUGGAUACUUAACUACAAGCGACACAGAGCUAUAGCCUGGCAGUGUCUGUCUCUGGCCCUGAGAAGCUCUGCUGGGGUUUCAGCACAGCUUUGUUGAGUAUCCUCAAGAAUUUUCUGAAGAUUCUGUUCCCAGGAUCUCUUUCUUUUACCUCAGUUAGCAUCCCUGCCUUUUUUGUUUGUUUGCUUGAAAUCAUCAACUUCAACCAGGGCCAAUUACCAAUAUCCCUAAAUCCUCCAUUUAUCAAGGUGUUUUUUUUUUUUCCUCCUGAAAAUUGCUCCUCCUUUUGCCCCUACCAGCCCUUGCUUCCUCACCUCUCUCCUUGAGCUGACUUUUUAUAUCACGCCAAAACAAAACUGUUUUUACAGAUUUACAAAAUUCCCUUCCUCACCACUAGUGUUCCCAUUUGAAUGAAUUUCCCAAGUCUGGCAUCCAAAUUGUUUUCCAGUUUCCCCCUCAGAACUUGCAGCCCACCUAAUGUUUUCACCUGUGCUCAGUUACUUCCUGUUCCUCAAGUUCUCCUGAAAACCCAGUUUUUCAAAGCACCUUAACCGUUAAAGAUUCCUCAACUCCCCAAGUGCCUCUGACCUCAACCCACACAGACAUGGUGGCACACAUGGUUCCUGUUUGAUGGGCAGGAGUCCUGGGGUCCCUUAGCCCCACUCCGAGGAAUGUGAGCAAACACUACUAAUAUGAAGAUUGUUCACUUUUUAUCCUUCUGACCUUCAAGGCUCAGCUAGUCAGUCACCACUCUGGAUGCCUGGAAACAGCCUGGCAUGGACGAGCUGGUUCUAUGAAGCGUCCUGUUUCGGUGUUUUUGCUUUUGUUUUUCAUUAAAGAUGGCCUGACUCCUUGCUUCUCCCUCCUCUGUCCCUCCCCAAGGUUCUUGUUUUUAAGUAUUUUGAGCCUUUAGUGAUCAGGACUUGUUCCUUGAGGAGGUGUCAGUUCAGCUGUGGAAAGCUAGAUUAGGAAGGGGCAGGACCAAAAGGACAACGCCCUUACUGUUGAGAGCAAGAUUUUUGUAUUCCCCAGCUCUGUCCACCAGAUGUGCUCUGGCAAAAGGAUUCCCCAUAUGGCCAUCAUCUCUGCAGCUACACACGUCCCGCUGUUGGCAGCUGCUCCUUCUGGCAAGCAUUAAGCGAAGCACUUACUGUGCUGAAUGUCUGCUCUGCCAGAAUCUCAAACCAUCGCUACGAGUUGACCCUCCGGUUGGGAUUCUCAAAUUUAGCCAACCUCAAGUGUCCAGGAAACACAGAAACAGGUGGGCUCGUGCUUAGCCCACAGCAGUCACUGGGGGUGGGUGUGGGGAGGGCUUAAUAGCCUUCAGAGUCUUAGGUCUGGAGUUCAGUCCUGGCCCUGCCUAACCCACCACUUGCUGUUAAGAUUUACCGAGGUCGAGACAGAUGCCCCGGAAGGCGGAGUUGGGGCCUACCAAGGUGCACCAAUGCUGAGCUGCUCCUGAGCACUCGACCUUCAUCCACCUCAGAUGGAGGAAGGAGGCUUCCCUUACUUGUCAGUUAAAUUUCAGACAUGAUCUCUCUCAGAAAUUACAAUCAGUGGCUUUUUAGUGUGUUCACAAAAUUGUUCCGUCAUCACUAUUAGAUAAUUCCAGAAUGUGUUCAUCACUGAAGAAAAAAAGUACAAAAAAAAGGACCCAUUUCAUGUGGAGUGAUUCUGUUCUGCCCCUCUGCUGCCCUUCCCUGUCCACCUCAGCCCCUGGUGGCCACUAGCCUACUCUCUGUCUAUAGAUCUGCCUGUCUGGGACAUUUCGUAUCAAUGGAAUCGUACAAUAUUUGGCCUUUUGUGUCUGGCUUUUUUUUCAACUCAGAACAGUGUUUUCAAGGUGCAUCCAUGUUGUAGCAUGUAUGAGUACUUAAAUUUCUUUUUAUAGUUGAAUAAUAUUGUAUUGAUAUAUUUUUUUGUUCAUUUGAUGGAUAUUUGUGUUAUUUCUGCUUUUUGACUUAUAAAUACUACUACUCUGAACAUGUGUGUACCCGUUUUUAUGUGGGUGUGUAAGUCUUCAUUUCUUGGGUCAUAUAUAGAGUGGGGUUGCGGGUCCCAUGCCCAGUCCUCUGAAGGAACCGUCAUACCAUUUGCAGAAGUGGCCAAGGACUCCCACCAGUUCUGGGGGCUCCUGUUUCUCUACAGCUUGGGAACACUGAAUAGUGGAUUCUAGUGGGAAUGAUGUCACACCUCAUGAUCUCGGUUUUAACUUCCCUGAGUGAUGGUAGCAGAACCUAGACUCUGGCAUUUGUCCGUCUUUGCCUGAAUCAGGCUUUCAAAUUCUGCUCCCAUUUCAUUUAAACUGAGUUGUUUUCUAUUUAGAGCUGACAAUUUUAUUCUGAGUACAUAGAUAAUAUUUCUCUCCAUUUUUCUCCCUACUUUCCCAGUGUCUUGAUGGAGCCCCUCAAUACACACAAGUCAGUUGCCUGUUGUCUGUUGUGAGUUGGGUGCUUGUUCUUAAAUGUUGCCUGGUGCCUAGUUUCAGUCAUGAAGACUCAUCUUGCAGUUUUAGCUCGUCUUUAGGCCUUUGCAUCGGGCGCAUUAUAGGAGUCUGAUGCUACUUCUCAGUUUAUUUUGGCCUCCCAUGUGACUCUGCCAGCUGGCACAGUGCAAGGAUGUACUGCUCUGGCUCUGGGGUGCAGCAGAUUCCCGAGGCCACCCAGUGGUACUCCAGGGUACACCCCAUGAUGAUGGUGGAGGCCACGUGGUGCCAGGUGCAAUGCAGGCACCCCCCCAUUGACCCCUGGACUGUGUCCUACACCCUCAGGCUUCAUUCUGGGUUUUAGAUAUUAUUCCUCUGAUCUAUGUCCUUAUGCAGUACCAUUUCGUUACUGUAGCUUUGUUAUUACUUGUAUAGUUAGGAAUUUGGAAUAUUCAUCUUAAAGAUCUCUCUGGCUGUUCAGGGUCUCAGCUGAUCCAUAUGAAUCGAGACAUGUUGGCAAUUUUUGCUAACCAAGCUGCUAGAAAUUUUAAUUUGAAGCUGCAGAUUAAUUUGGGGGAUAUUGUUAUUUUAGUACAGAGAUUUCUAGCACACAAGUAUAAAAUGUCCAUUUGAUUAAGAUCUUCUAUUUUUUUUUUCAUUAAUGGUGUCAGUUUUUAACCCUUGAUUACUUUGAUAAGUUGUUUAUUCCUUUGGUGCUGUUAUAAAUUUCUAAAUUUCCUGUUUGGAUUGUUAUGGAAAUGCAGUUUUGAAAUAUUGGUCUUAUGUCUAGCUUUUCUGAACUUUAGUUUCUUUUUUUUAAAAAUCCGUGGGUUGUUUUUUUUUUUAUAUAUAUAAGGUCACCUUGUGAAUAGUUUUGUUUUCAUUUUACUCUGGAUUUCCUUUUCCCUUUUUCCUCUCUGAUUUAAUAUGGCAAGUAUAAUACUGAGGAAAAAAUCUCGCUCUGAAUUUUAGGAGCCAGUAUUUGUUUUCCUUGCCACGAGCUCUGGGCACCUGAGGUGCUCUGCUCCCGGUGGAGGGAGUUCCAUUCAGUUCUUCAUUGGGUAGUGUGUUUGUUGAAAAGGGUUUUAGAGUUUGCUUCUCCUUCUAUUAUGUUGUUCCCAUUCUUAUUCCCUAGUUUGUGAAGAGGGUAUAUCACACUGACGGGUCUGAAUGUACCACUGAGCCUUGCUUUGAUUCCUAGAAUCCUCAUCCUGGGCACACAAGCCUUUUCAUAUGCUACUGGCUUUGGUUUGCUGGUACUUUUCAGGGAAUAUUCGCAUUAUGUUCACAGGAAAUACUGCUCAGUUUUUUUGUUUUGUUUUUGACCUAACUGCUCUAUCUUGGUUUUGAUAUCAGGGUAAAAUUGGAAAGAGAGUGAGUUGGGAGUGUCUCUUCAUCUUAACAGAAUGAAGCGUGUUUCAAAUGAGAACAGGGCUUUGGGGGCACCCUGCUGUGGUUCCUAACUUCCCAGUGUGCUUUUCGGACCGUGGCACGGCUGUGAGCAGAGGUGAAUGUUUCCUCCAGCCCACGUGGGGCUGCUGGAGCCCAAGACUUGAAAAUUGCCCCCCGCUUAUGGCUUUCCUCGUGUCCGGCCGCUGUGAGAAAGCCAGAUGCUACCAGCAAGGUCAGAGAGUCUCUGGAUGUCCUUGCAGGGUGCAGGCCAUGAAAGAAACCCCACAGCCCCCCUCUCCUCGAAAGCUCCAUGUCGUGGCUUAUUGCCCCCGCUGAGGAAGGUGAUCCUUGCCCCUAGCCCCUUUCCUAGGAUGGGCCAAAGCCAGCUGGAGAGGGGAAAGAGGAUGCUGACUGCCUGUGCCCCUCUAUCCAGGGUUCUCAAGUCCUGCGUCAACGUUCUCUUCCCUGCUAACACUGGCAGAUUUUUCUAGGAUGGACCAAUACUCAGAGCCCGGGCUUUGUUGGCACCCUGGACUGGACCAGGAAACAUACAUGGUCAGAGAUUGCAUCCCUUGGAAAAAUAUAGAGUGAGGCUGGGCAGGUGGGGCAGGGGGGUGGGGGUGCUCUGCUCACUGAACACACACACACACACCUCUUCGCAUUUAGUAAACCAAACGGUGAAAAGGACUUGGUGUAGAUAUCACCAAGUGGUGAUAUCUACAAUGGAGGGGGGAAAAAAUCUGCCCUGGAGAAAUUCCAAACACUUGCCACUAACCCUAUUCCUGCUGAGCUCUGAUAUUCUUUUCCUCUCUCAUGAAUUCCAACAUUGCCACAUUGGAGGUUUGUGGGCGGGUUUCAGGUUCCCCGACUUUCAGUUGGUGUCAGAUUGAAACACGUCAAAUCCCGCUCUGGGUUGAGCCACAGGUGGUGUGUGUUGGCACCAGCAUGUUAAUUCAGACUGUCUCAUUAAACACAGCAGUCAGAGCUGAUCGAUGGAGGAGUACAAUUCGAGCAGGGAGUUCAAGUCCCCAAUUUUUUUUCUUUCAAUAGGGGGUUGGCUGCUUAACUGCAUCUGAACCCGUGGGUAGGGACGAACUAUGAGGACUUGUGGAGGGUGUUGCCUGAGCAUGGGGCUCUAUGGGGGGGUGGAAAGGACACAGGUACAGGCCGUAGGGCCCAGCUCCUGCGCGUGGGCUGGUCCGAAGGUGUAAAAGGUUGAAGAAGUGCUGGGGGUGGGGGGGGCAUGCAUGCUGCAUCAAGCACUCGGGACUUUAUUUUGCAGAAAUUGAGAAGCCAAGCUCAGAUUUGCACCUGCUGGUGCAGGUGGGAGGUCUUAACGGUCUUAACUAUAAGGAGUGCCAUUAGGAGACUUGCCGUGACCCUGGAAGGUCCUCGGAGGCCUGAGGAUGUUAGUGGCUGGCACUGGGCUGGGGCAGGGAUCAGCCCCGAGUCUCCACAUUCGGAGCACUGCUGGGUCUACACUGGAAAGGAGCAGGCUUGGGAGUUGGAUCGGGUAGUUUGAACAUCUGAGGAGUGGAGUCAUGCAGACGGUGUUUAAGAGCACGGGUUCAGCAGAGACACCAAGAGGGGACAACUCACAGCUGAGCCGUCUAGAGGAAGGGGCCAUAAAGGCAGGGAACAGGACCCUGUGGGGUGAAUGAGUCGCAAUCUCCCCUCAGGAGAGACCACUGAGAAGCACGCAGCUCUCCUGGUCUCAUCUGUACACCAUUAAGUGAUCAAGGAAGCAAACGAGGGAAGGCCAAGGCUUGCCCACGCCUCUGCCAGUGCUCCAGGCUCUGAGCACAGUGUUGACACGCCAGAUGGUGCUACUGCACAUUGCACCCGGCCCCAUCCUUACACCCAGGGGCAUGUCAUCCGUGGAAGACGAAGCAGGUACGUGGAAAGAACCCCGAACUUCUGCCAUGGGAUAUACAGAGUCCCAAACCAUGAGGUACAGCCUCUGCCCCCCCCCCCCCCCCCACUUUUAGGAGA
Molecule: messenger RNA, 11512 nt
Organism: Sorex araneus (European shrew)
Lineage: Eukaryota; Metazoa; Chordata; Mammalia; Eulipotyphla; Soricidae
Gene: UBE3A
Product: ubiquitin protein ligase E3A
Exons: 12
Coding region: 240-2867 (875 amino acids)
Biological process (GO): regulation of ubiquitin-dependent protein catabolic process; ubiquitin-dependent protein catabolic process; protein polyubiquitination
Cellular component (GO): cytosol
Molecular function (GO): ubiquitin protein ligase activity
Source: RefSeq, a predicted model, not a curated record